AUGCUGAGAAAGGGAGAGUGGGUGUGGUUGGACUCGGGCAUCGGGGUGCCCAUCGGAGCCCGGGUCAAAGUAACAUCAUCUGGAAAGCGGUUACUGGUGGACGAUGAGGGGAAGGAACAGAAACUGUCCAAGGAGCAGGAAGCCUCCCUCAAGAUCAUGCACCCUACGUCAGUGGAGGGGGUGGAUGACAUGAUCAAACUGGGAGACAUGAACGAGGCCGGCCUUCUCCGAAAUCUGCUGAUCCGACACAAAAAGGGACUCAUCUAUACCUACACAGGCUCAGUGCUGGUGGCAGUGAACCCAUACCAGGAUUAUCCUUUAUACUCAGCGGACACGGUCAAAUUGUACCAUGGACGAAAGCUCGGGGAACUCCCUCCACACAUCUUUGCCAUCUCUGAAGCCUGCUACUUUAACAUGAAGCGCCAUCUCAGGAACCAGUGCUGCAUCAUCAGUGGGGAGUCAGGAGCGGGGAAGACCGAGAGCACCAAGCUGAUCUUGCAGUACUUUGCAGCAGUCAGCGGUGUGCUUUCUGAACACCAUGUUGAAAAGCAGAUCCUGGAGUCUAACCCAAUACUAGAAGCCUUUGGAAAUGCUAAAACAGUCCGCAAUGACAAUUCCAGUCGCUUUGGGAAAUAUUUGGAGAUCUUCUUCAAUAAGGACGGAGUGAUUGAAGGUGCUCGUGUGGAGCAGUAUCUUCUGGAGAAGUCUCGUGUCUGCCAUCAGGCGCCAGAAGAGCGAAACUACCACAUCUUUUACUGCAUGCUGGCAGGAAUUUCAGCUGAAGAGAAGAAAAAUCUUAGGCUCAAAGAUUCCAAAGACUACAAGUUCCUCACGAAGGGUGACUGUAUCAGGUGUGACGGCAGAGAAGAUGCCAAAGAUUACCGCCAUAUUCUUUCUGCUAUGAAAAUCCUGACAUUCUCAGAAAGCCAAUGUCAGGAAAUCCUCAAGCUGCUAGCAGCCAUUUUACACCUGGGAAACGUCUGCUUCGAGGCCAAGACAGAAAACAACUUGGAAACCAGUGAUGUCAGCAAGUCAGAAAACUUCCCCACCGCUGCGUCACUACUGGACGUAAAGAAGUCUUCUCUGGCAACUAGUUUGACCCAUCGUUCCUUCAUGACCAACAAAGAGCGGGUGGUAAAACCCCUCAGCUGCGAACAGGCGGCCGACUGUAGAGACGCCCUCGUCAAGGCGAUCUACAACAAGCUGUUCAUUUGGAUCGUUGAAAAAAUCAACCAAGUCAUCUAUAAGAAACUGGCCAAGAGUCCCAAAUUCUCCUUUCUGUCCAUCGGCCUGCUCGAUAUAUUUGGCUUCGAGAACUUCCUCACAAACAGUUUUGAGCAGCUGUGCAUAAAUUUUGCCAACGAAAAGCUGCAGCAGUUCUUCGUGGGCCACAUCUUCAAGCUGGAGCAGAAGGAAUACAUGAAAGAGGACAUUGAGUGGAGUAACCUCAAGUUUAGUGACAACCAGGAUAUCCUGGACGUUCUGGCCGGGAAACCCUGUAACCUGCUGGCUCUGAUUGACGAGGAGAGCCAGUUCCCAAAGGGCACGGAUGUGACUUUGCUGAGCAAGAUGAAUAAGCAACACAGGGGAAACAAGAUCUACGUCGCCUCCAAGAGUGAAUACGAAACAGACUUUGGGAUUCGCCACUAUGCAGGCGAGGUUCACUACGACUCCACAGGGUUCCUGGAGAAGAACAGAGAUGCUGUCAGCGGCGACAUCAUCAAAAUGGUCGAGAUGUCCAAGAGUAAGCUGCUCCGUCAGAUAUUCGAGAAUGAGCUUUCGACAAAUGCAGUGAAGGUUGCUAACAACAAGAAGAUCAUCAUGACGCCAAAGAGCUCUCUACGGGUCCCGGCCGACAAACGGAAACAAGUGCAGACGCUGAGCGGUCAGUUCCGUCAGUCUCUGGACUCCCUCAUGAAGACUCUGUCCCUCUGCCAGCCCUACUUCAUCCGCUGCUUCAAACCCAACAACGACAAGCAGUCUCAGGUCUUUGACAGAGAGCUGUGUAUGCGUCAGCUGAGGUACUCCGGCAUGAUGGACACCAUCCGCAUCCGAAAUCUGGGAUAUCCCAUUCGCCACACCUUUGCCGAAUUCUUGAAGCGCUACAGGGUGCUCCUGAAGACAACCGUCUGUGACCCCAAAACUGAGAGUGCUGCUGUCUGUUGUGAAGCCAUCUGCAAUGCAGUGAUUGAAGGAGAGAACGAGUGGAAAAUAGGCAGGACCAAGAUUUUCCUGAAGGAUGCCCAUGAUGCUCUCCUGGAACGACUGAGGGAACAAGAACUCAGCAGGGUAGCUGUUGUGAUCCAGAGGGUCAUGCUGGGAUACAAAGACAGAAAGUCUUUUCUGAAGAAACGUAGUGCAGCUGUGGUGAUGCAAAAGAACUGGAGAGCUUACAAGGAGAAGAAAAUCCGAAUAAAGCACCUGCGCGGCUUUCAUAGGCUGGUGUCAAAGAUCCGUGGUCGGAAGCUCCAGUUACAGUACAAAAGACAGCAAGAAGCAGCUCUUACCUUACAGACCCAGGUACGAGGCUACCAGGCGAGAACGGACUGGAAGAAAAAGAGAGAGGCGGUCAUACUGCUGCAGGCUUGCACCAGAGGUCACCUGGCCAGAAAAGAAACUGACAAGAUGAAGAACGACGCCUUCAUUAUACGUCAGGAGCAAGAGAACCAAAAGCAAGUUGCCCGGGACCUUAAGGAGCGACUGGAAGAAAUAUCUCGUGAGAACUCAGAGCCGGAGUCAGAAAUCAGCACCCCACCCCGAAAACUGGCCCCAGCCCCAAAAGCGGCCCCAGCACCGACCCCAAAAGCGGCCCCAGCACCAUCCCCAAAAGCGGCUCCAGCCCCGGCCCCGGCAAGCCCAACCCCAUCACAGGGAGAAGAGGAUGAUGAUGAGUUUGACGACGGCAGCGAGGAGUUUUCAUUCCAUAGGUUCAGCAUCCUUCACUUCCAGGGCAACGCUACCCACACACACAUCAACCAAAGACUCAAGGAGCCUCUUCUUAACCACGACGACGAGGGCGACAUACUGGCAAGUGUGUCUUGCUGGUGGAUUAUCCUGCGCUACAUGGAGGACAUACCAGAGCCAAAAUCAAUGGACUCGGUAUCUAUGGCAUCCAGCACUGUCAGCUCCCGCAACAUGACUCAUAGUCGGGGCAGGAGGCUGAGCAACCUGGUGGGACUCGACCAGAAAAUACUGAGGAAGAACAAGAAGAAGGCUGGAGGCACAAACAGAAGAGCUUCGGCUAUUCCUGAGGAGUCAGAGAACUUAACAGAGGACGAGGACGUUCAGAUCGGCGAGGGUGCAACACUGGACCGUACAUUUUCAUCCACGGACAAACUGCACAUUAUCAUUGGAUACGCUCUAUCCAGACGAGGGAUGAGGGAUGAGAUUUACUGUCAGAUCUGCAAGCAGCUGGUGAAUAACAGAAACAGGAAAAGCCGCAUGCUAGGCUGGGCCCUUCUCUCCAUCUGUCUUGGGAUCUUCCCCCCAACAGACCUCUUCAUGAAGUAUUUGGAGAGGUUUGUCCGCAAAGGCCCUAAUGGCUACGGAGAAUAUUGCUCUAAACGCCUGCGUCGUAUCGUAGCCAACGGAGAGAGAAAUGAGCUGCCCUCUUGGAAAGAGAUACAGGUUGCCAAGACAAAGGAGCCCAUUGACGUGUCUUUGACUCUGAUGGAUGAUCGGACUAUUACUCUGCCCCUGGACUCUGCCUCCACCUCUGCAGAAGUCUGCCAAGCCGUGGCCGACAAUAUUAAUCUUCGAGACACAUACGGGUUCUCCCUCUACAUCAGCCUCUAUGAGAAGAUGUGGUCUCUGGGCAGCGAUGAGAAGCAUGUGUUCGAUGCGGUGUCUCAGUGCGAGCAGGAGAUGAGGAGGCAGGGUAAGCUGGAGAAGAACGCCCCGUGGAAGCUCUCCAUCCGCAAAGAAAAGUUCACACCCUGGCACGACUGCUCAGUGGACCCAAUCAGCACAGAUCUAAUCUACAGGCAGGUCAUCAAGGGUAUCAAGCAGGGAGAGUACAUCAGUGAGAAGGACCAUGACUACGUCCAGCUGGCAGCAAAGCACUAUUACGUCACGUUUGGCGCCGCAUACAGCAAAGACAACGUCCAGAAGGUGGUGGAGGAGUGCAUCACCACAACACUUAUCGAGAAAAAAUCUAUGGCGAAAUGGAUCCAACUCAUCAGCUCAGAACACUUACAGGGUCCUUACAUCAGUGGGACAAUAAGUAAAGGGACCAUAGAGGGAGAAGUGGUGGACACUGCCCAGGAGAAAUGGUCCCUCGACUUCUCCAGGUUUUAUGAAGUUACAAUGACGUCAGGACCUCCUUUGCCAAAAAGCAGGUUUAUUGUGGCUGUAAACUCAAGUGGCAUCUUCUUCAUGGAUGGAAGAGACCGAAGACUCGUUGAGCUUCCUUACAUAGAGGUGAAGGAAGUCCAAACAGUCGGUGACAGUCAUUCCACUGACCAUUCCGUGAGUUUGGCCACAGUCCGAGGACAGUUUGUCCUGAUGUGUGGGGAAGCUGUUGACAUGGCUCUUAAUAUAGAGAAAAACCUAAUUGGGCUGAGAGAGCGCUCACAGUUUGCACUGGUGCAGCAGGACAAUAAAACAGAUGACGCCAUGUUCGUGCCUUGUAAACGAGGGGACCUGUUGGUGUUACAUAGAGAUAGAGACUAUUCUCGUGAGACCUGGAUCAAAGCGACUAACCAGCGGACCAUGAACAGUGGGGCUGUCUAUAAGGACACACUACAGUUUCUGCCAACUCUCAACAGACCCACUGACGAAAUACUGGAUCUGCUCAGUCCGGGUCAUAGGAAAACUCCAACCGCACAAAUCGCCACACAGAGGGACGAAUCCGUGGCUCCCGUCUCUUUGAAAGAGUUUGCACUUGAGAACUUCAGGCCUCCAGGUAAAGAAGUGGGACGGCAGGGUGUGUCCAAAGGGGCCGGCAGGGAAAAACUGUGGGCUAGUUCCAAAGAACCUCUCAAACAGCCCCUGAUGAAGUACCUGUUACGUAACUCUGACCUCAGCUCCCUGGCCUGCAACGCCUUCACUGCUAUCCUGAAGUAUAUGGGCGAUUACCCCAUCAAACAUGCUCGCAGUGCCGUCGAGUUGACUGACCAGAUCUUCGGUCCAGCCACCCAACAUGAUGCUCUGCAGGAUGAGAUCUACUGCCAGAUUAUGAGACAGAUGAGCAGCAACACUAACAGGUUGAGCAUGGAGCGCGGGUGGCAGCUGCUGUGGCUGUGUUCAGGCUUGUUCCCGCCCAGUCCGAAUUUGAUGUCACACGCUCAACGCUUCCUGGAGACGCGGCCCAGAGACACGCUGGCUCCUGGCUGCCUGCUAAGGCUGAAGGGGAUGAGCAGCAAGGAGCCCAGGAAGCUUCCUCCCCAUCCGUCAGAAGUGGAUGCCAUCCAACAGAACAGCACUCAGAUCUUCCAUAAAAUCCACUUCCCAAAUGACACGAACGAUAUAUUAGAGGUGACAUCGACAACCACAAUCAACGACCUGUGCCGCAGUAUUGCCACCCAUCUCAACCUGAGCUCAUCCGACGGAUACGGCCUCUACUUGAAAACGGCAAGCAAGGUCCAGAGUUUGGAAGACGACAAAUAUUUCUUUGACAGUUUAAGGGAGACGUCUGAGACUCAGAAGAAAGGAAAAAAAGCGAAAGAAGGCAUCACAGUCAACAUGCCAUAUCUGGUGAUCUUUAAGAGGAAGCUCUGGUUCAAUGUGAGCCCGGGAAAAGAUCUGAAUGCAGACCUCAUGUUCCAUUUCCCACAGGAGCUGCCUAAGUACCUGCGGGGAUACCACGAAUGCUCCAAAGAGGACAUGAUCGACCUGGGUGGGCUGCUCUUCAGAGUCGAAGUGGAUUCAGACAGGUCGCAGUUUGUCAUGAUCCCCAGAAUGCUGAGGAAACUGAUUCCUGCUGACCAGAUAAAAAUCAUGUCCCCAGAAGAGUGGAAGAAGAACAUCAUCGCCUCCUACAACAAGCAGAGUGGCAUAACAGUGCAGGAGGCCAAAAUUGCCUUCUUGCAAGGCAUCUCGAGCUGGACAACCUUCGGCUGUGCCUUCUUUGAAGUUAAACAAACGUGUGAAUCUAGCUACCCAAACACACUUUGGAUUGCCAUCAGCAAGCAAGGUGUGAGCUUCAUAGACCCAGAGACAAAGGAGAUGCUUAUCAUGCACCCAUUCAGUCGCAUCACAGAGUACUGCAGCGAUGAGGGCUUCUUCGAGAUGACCAUCGGCACCCUGGUUAGGGGAUUCACCUUCGUCUGUGAAACCACAAAGGGUUUCACAAUGGAGAACCUUCUUAGAUCAUACGUCAAACUGUAUGAGAGUCAGCGGCAGGCUUAUAAACCAAGAAACUACAUGUUCACCUCUCUUCAAGGGAGAAAGGACAGCAUUGACCUGAUGUAA
Molecule: messenger RNA, 6411 nt
Organism: Scomber scombrus (Atlantic mackerel)
Lineage: Eukaryota; Metazoa; Chordata; Actinopteri; Scombriformes; Scombridae
Product: unconventional myosin-VIIb-like
Exons: 49
Coding region: 1-6411 (2136 amino acids)
Cellular component (GO): cytoskeleton; myosin complex
Molecular function (GO): ATP binding; protein binding; cytoskeletal motor activity
Source: RefSeq, a predicted model, not a curated record